Molecule: messenger RNA, 1520 nt
Organism: Cuscuta campestris
Lineage: Eukaryota; Viridiplantae; Streptophyta; Magnoliopsida; Solanales; Convolvulaceae
Source: the annotation of a GenBank genome assembly
AUCAGAGCCUAGGUUUAAACCCUAGUUUUUUUUGAGACUGUGCUUCACCGCCGGUCUCCUUCCUCUCGCCGGUCGACCGUAAACGGCGACCAUGGCUCAACCUUCAGAUCCGCUUGCUUCGCUUCCUUCUGGCGUUAAGCUUCUUCUCCGCAAUCUCCAUACUCUUAUCCCAGAAAAGCUCACUGAUUCAAAUUACCCUGCAUGGUCUCUCAAUGUCAGAACUGCCCUUGAGGCCAACCUUCUUCUUGGUUGGAUCGAUGGUCAUGAAGCUGCGCCCCCAAAAAUCCUAUCCAAGGAUGGCAAGGAAAACCAUAACCCGGAGUUCCAAACAUGGACGGUGAUCGAUACUCAGAUCCGUGCAUGCCUUCUUGCCAUCAUCAGUCCGUCUGUUCACAAGCAUGCCCACAACUUCACUACAUUUGUCGAUCUGUGGAACGCUCUUGCUGCCCGAUAUAAUUCUGUUUCUACCGCUCACAUCUAUCAACUACGGAACAAACUUAACACACUCCGAAAAGGUACUAAAACUAUCACCCAGUACCUUGAUGAAGUUGCCACUAUCCUCACCAAUUUGGAUGCUCUCAACGAGGCUCUUCAGAAUUUUGGACAUUUCAUGUCCAUGUUCCAGCAGCCGGGAGGGUUUUCACUUUUCAAUCCGGGAUUGUAUCCACAAUCCUCGCCUCAAACUAACGUCAUUCGCCCGAUCGUUCCGAUAAACCUGAUCGGGGAGAUGGAUAAAGCUGGUCCAUCCCGGUCUAGAAAGAGCCGGUCCCGUAGGUCACAGACAAAGGUGACCUCGGACGAGGAUGUGCGUUCAGUGCACAUCAAAGACGAGGAUUGGGACGUCCCCCAGGCGAUCAAGAAGUUGAAGGGAAAGGCAGUACAGCCAGAAGGAUCUAGGAGGUCGGCCUUUCUGAGACUUGGCCAUGAUGGCCGAAAUCAGAACCGGUCAGCAAAAGAGCGGCUUGGGGUAGAAACCAUUCCAGCUAGUGCCUUUAAUCGUGCAGGGAGAGGAGCCGGACGACCUGGUCAGACCAGGCGAACGGAGCCAUCCCCACGCGAUGAGCCCCAGCACAGCCGGGCACCACGAGAGGAAGAAGCCGAAAGCCACCCCAGGCACACGACCCGUUCACACGUUGAGCAACCUCGGGAUCGUGUGGGCUGGGUCGAGGCACCUGAGUUGAAUCUGGUGGAAGAACGAAGGACCAUAGCAGCUGUUAAGAUGGCCGGUUAUCAGCAGUCGGUAAAGCGGUAUCAUGACAACCGGGUAGGACCGCGAUACUUCCAGGUGCAUGAUGAAGUCUUGCGCAGGAGGGAUGCUAGUAAGCCUAAUGAGAGGGGCAAGCUGGCGCGUAACUGGGAAGGGCCCUAUCGUGUAAAAGCAAUUGUCAGACCGGGCACUUACCAGUUGGAGACUAUGGAAGGUGGCCGGGUCGAGCGACACUGGAACUCUCAUCACUUACAAAAAUUUUAUAGAUAAAGUGUAACUGGUUCCUGACCAUUAAUAAAAGUUCGCUCUUUUC